Messenger RNA from Leptinotarsa decemlineata (Colorado potato beetle), 1857 nucleotides. RefSeq names its product luciferin 4-monooxygenase. Lineage: Eukaryota; Metazoa; Arthropoda; Insecta; Coleoptera; Chrysomelidae. The record is from RefSeq and is a predicted model, not a curated record. Gene Ontology annotation, molecular function: CoA-ligase activity.
AUUAAGAGAAACAUUUUUUCUUAACCUAACAUAAAUGACAUUUUCUUGACAUUAUCCUCCAAAUUCAUCAAAAUAUUAUAAUGAGUAAUUUGAACGGAAAUUCGAAAAGUGAUGUUUUGAGAUAUCCAGAAGAUAGCAGUAAAUUUUCAGUGUUGAAGAGUAGGUCAGAAAAUAGUUCCAGGUCGCUUAGAAGUAAAUCAACCAGAAACAGUGCCGAAGUACACGGAAGUAGAGUAUCGAUUUUCAAGGAACAUGGGGGUUUGGGUAGGAGGUAUUACGAUAAGCUCGGUCAUGAACUCGACAGAAUCCUUCAGGUAGACAUCGUAUCCUCUAUAACGGAAACAAAAGGAUCAGUGCGAGGAAGAAGCAUAAAGUUGGCCUUAGAAAUGAAGGAUAGAGGUGUGACGGAAAAUGAUAUCAUAGUGAUCUACAGCAGAAACCAUGCGGACCAAACAAUCGCUGUCCUGUCUACUCUAUUCCUUGGGGCAAUAGUAGCCCCUCUUGACCCAGAAAUCAGUCACAAGGAAUGUUUGGAAAUAGUGAAGAAAUUGAAACCGAAGAUGUGUUUCACAGAUUCUCGGACAAUUAGCCAGAUAGAAAGGAUAGUGAACACGCUCAAUUACAGCACGGAUAUCAUCAAUUUUGGUCAAGACAACCCGGGUGUUUCUCAAUUCAAUAAGUUAUUGAAUCACAAAGAAGACGAACGCUUUCGACCAACGUUUGUAGAAGAUGCAUGGGAAUCAGUUGCGUUCAUUCUGCCUACUCAAGGUACCACCGAUGACCCUAAGCUCGUCUGCUUGUCCCAUCACAACAUUGUUGUGCAGACCAUGAUUUUUCAAGAUAUUUUCGAAUAUCCAGAAAAAGUUUUGUCAUUCUUUCCAUUAUCAUGGCUGCUUCAAACGACUCUUGUAUGUGUUUGCUUUGAAUCUCCCACCAUCAGAAUACUUCCUGGGCCUUUCACGGAACGGAGUGCAUGCAAAAUAAUUCAGGAUUUUCGGAUUGGACACGCUAUAUUUGGAACUGACUGGGCAAUUAGAUUGGUGACCAAUGUGGCUAUAAAGGAUUUCGAUAUGACCUGCCUCAAAUGUGUUAUGGUUGGCACAGUCAAUACGACUAAAUAUGACAUAAAAACCUUGAAGGCAUUGUUACCUCAUGUGAAAUUUCUUCAGAACUACUGCUUGACAGAAACAGGAUGUGUCGCAGCUACAAAAUUCAAAAAUUACAAUGUUUCCCUGGACAAGCCGAUGUCAGUAGGAACUUUAUCUAUCAACUGCAAGAUUCGUGUGGUAGAUUUGAGUUCUAAAGAAGUUCUUGGCCCUGGCAAGUUUGGAGAGAUUUAUUUUCACGGAGAUGGACUCAUGUUGGGGUAUUUCAAAGAAACAGAAAAAACAUUGGCUUCUUUAGAUAGGGGAUUUUUCAAAACAGGCGAUAGGGGAAUGUAUGAUGAGGAUGGAUGGCUUUACGUAACUGGAAGAAUUGAAGACAUGAUAGAGAGAGCUACUACCAGUUUCUCGCCCUUGGAAUUGGAAGAUGUUAUCUUAACGCACCCCUACGUAAAAGACGUAGUUGUUAUAGGAAAUUACAAAGAGCUGGUUGCAGUCGUCAAGCGGAAAGAAAAUAAGGAACUGUCUUCUGAAAAACUACAGAAAUUCAUAUCGGAAAAAACCACUGAGGAAUACAAACCAACAAAAAUAGUUUUCCUGGAUCAUUUUCCACGAACAACAAUUGGAAAUGUUAAGAAACGAUUACUCCGAAAAGACUACCUUAAAAUUACUAUCCACUACUCUGCAAGUCUUGCAAGUAUAAAUACAUCUUAAUAAAUAAUUUUUGAAUCACUGAAUAUAUUAUUAUCAUUGA